Macroventuria anomochaeta is the source of this 805-nucleotide messenger RNA. RefSeq lists its product as uncharacterized. Gene Ontology annotation, cellular component: cytoplasm. The transcript is spliced from 3 exons. The coding region runs from base 74 to 733 and encodes 219 amino acids. NCBI's taxonomy places the organism in Eukaryota, Fungi, Ascomycota, Dothideomycetes, Pleosporales, Didymellaceae. Gene Ontology annotation, biological process: N-acetylglucosamine metabolic process. The record is from RefSeq and is a predicted model, not a curated record.
CCACAACUCCACAAUCCUUGUCUUACUUGAGAUCGUCAUCUCGACACGCGUCCAGACCUGGCGACUGAUCAUGAUGCCAAAAGAAAAGUUGCUGCCAUUUUGGAAAGUGAACGUGCCACCAGAGCAAUGGCCUGCCGAGUGUCCUGAUUUCUUGAGCAACGUUAGCGAAAAGGACCAGCGCAUCAUUGGCACGUCAGACGAGGAGUACACGUUGCUGGCCUGGCCAGAAGUGCGGGAACUCGUCAGGGUUGAUCGCGUUGACAAGUUCCACCGCAAGCCAUCAGAGCUGCGACGAUACAGGGCAUUCACGUACCGGUUGGUGAAAGAGUAUGGCAGCAUUAUGAACUUCAUCGUGAACGAGCGGCUGCAUUGGGCGAGCAUGCAACCGAAAGGCAAGCCGUUUGAGUUCGAUGAGGACAUCAGGAUCCUGUACAACGACUGGCCGUAUGGCAUCGACCCAGACAUUGUGCAUCUCGUGGUGUGGACCAAGUUCGAGCUCGAGGACGAUGAGGAGACUGGCCUCUGCACAGCCGAAUCGCGUAAAGAGAUCAACGACUACGUCCAGAAGACGUUCGCAGCCAAGGUCAAGGAGCUCGUGUGGUUCAAGAACUGGAAAAGCCUGAAGAGUGUGCACGCAGUCGAGCACUUCCAUGUCAUGCUCUACAAGCCGGACUGUGAGUUCCUGAAGGAGAUUACCAACGGCGACGUGCCCAUGACAGAAAAGUUUGACUGAGCGUCUGCGACUGCAUUGAUCUGGUAUUCAAGCGAAGCAUUCUAUAGACGUAAGACACCCGGUAUCGGGAUA